AUGGCUUCAAGAAGAAUUUGUCUAUGGAUUAUAUUUGUAAUUAUUACACAAUCAGUCGGAGAAGAUACACGAUCAGUUAUAAUGUCUUUAAUCACUGGUUCGAAAUUUCAAUGUGUUAAUACAACAUGUUUACCGUUCGCAAAUGUCAUUACAUCGAUUAUUAUGAAGUGUCAAAUGGCUUGUUUAGCUCAAAUUUAUUGUAGAGCAGCCAGUUUUCAUCAAUCAACUUCUAACUGUGAAUUAUUUACUGAUAUGUCGAAUGAAAUUGCACAUAUGGCGAGUGAUAUCGACAUUACUACUAUGAUUGUUAUUGCUGAAACACGAUCUCCACCUGAACCGACUACGACAGCAUCAACAAUAUCAUUGUUAUCCACAUCAUCAUCAAUUAUAACAACAACAACAUCGGCAUCGGUAUCAUCCUUAACUGCAACAACGUCUACCACAACAUCACCAACAUCAACAACAACAUCAUCAUCAACAACAACAACAAGCACAACCACAACCACAACAAGUACAACUACAACAACAACUUCAUCAACAACCACUUCAACAACAUCCUCAACAACAACAACAAGCACAACUUCAACAACAACGUCAACAACAACC
This is a messenger RNA of Adineta steineri, 606 nucleotides long. The record is from the annotation of a GenBank genome assembly. Lineage: Eukaryota; Metazoa; Rotifera; Eurotatoria; Adinetida; Adinetidae.